UGAAUGAGUGACAGUUCAUCCAUCCUCCGCUUUAACAGAGCGCAUGGGGCAUCAGGUAGGAUCCGCGCGGAAUUACCAAAUGAAAACUUUUACGGAAUAACAAUGAAUUUAAAAUACAUAUUCCAACCCACACAGGGACUCUCCGUUUGUUGCAUUUCAUUAUUAUUUUUAAAAAUCAGACCUUUUUUGUGCGCCAUACAUUGUGAAUGCGCCCAAAUGCUGCCGAUUAUACCUGAAGUACUUUAAUAUAUGGCCAAAAGUGGAUCGAGGAUUUUAGAAGAUGAUCUUAAGGAGGCUGUUUCAUGCACUGCCUGUCUUCGCUCUGACCCUCUUCAUCCUGGUUUUGCUGGAUUUGCAGCUGCGCACCCGGAGUGACCAAAACCCCACUGCGCCUCUUGCACGCGAAAGAACACAAUCUAUAUCAAGGACCGUGGCUGUAAACCAACACACAGAUGUUGUUAAUGAAAAACAGAAGCAGAAACGUCAGAAAUGGAGGGAGGUGAAGCCACAACCACCUUUAGAACUCACUGACAUCUUUAUUGCAGUGAAAACCACCGGCCGGUUCCACAAGACCCGCCUUGCUCUUCUUCUGGAGACCUGGAUCUCCAGGACUAAAGACCAUACGUACAUCUUCACAGACAGUCCAGAUGAAGACAUUUCCUCUGAAGGAUUUAACGUUGUCGUCACUAAAUGUUCGCCGGAGCACAGUCAUCAAGCUUUAUCCUGUAAGAUGGCUGCUGAGUACCACCACUUCAUGACCUCUGACAAAAAGUGGUUUUGUCAUGUUGAUGAUGAUAAUUACCUGAACCCUGAAGCCCUUCGUUCUCUCCUGAUGGCCUUCCCAGCAGACAGCGAUAUCUAUGUGGGCAAGCCAAGCCUGGAUCGACCAAUGAGAGCCCAGGAGUUGCUGGAAGGGAAUAAGACGAGGGAGGUCCAUUUCUGGUUUGCUACAGGAGGGGCUGGUUUCUGUUUGAGCAGGAAGCUGGCAGAAAAGAUGGCACCCUGGGCAAGUGGUCCCAGGUUCGAGCAGACCUCUGCAGUAAUCAUGUUACCUGAUGACUGUACGGUGGGCUUCAUAGUUGAGAGGAGACUGGGCAUCUCAAUGGUCCACAGCAACAUGUUUCAUUCUCAUCUGGAAAACCUACUUCUUCUUGCCCCCAGUGAUAUACCCAAACAAGUGACUCUAAGCUAUGGAUGGUUUGAGAAUAAAAUGAAUAGUGUUGAACUAAAAGGAGUUUUUACCAGAGACGAAGAUCCGUCCAGGUUCAGGACAGUCCACUGUCUCCUGCACCCUACAACAAGUUGGUGCCCUGUAGCCCUCAAAGACGCCUUGUCAUGGAAUCAACGUGUUCUCCAAUGAUACAAUAAUCAUGCAUAAAGUGAGAAUUUCAAUUCAUGAAAAUUCCUUACAAGACACUUGUGUUUUAUAAGGGCAGAGUAGCCAACAAAAGCCAAAAGUGCUGCAUGGUGUUCAAAUGAGGAAACUGAAUAACCUCAAUGUUUAACUGAGCCAUUAUUGUUACUGAAAUUGUAAAUUGGAAGUGUAACUUUUGUCUACAUGUUGCACAUUUUGGUUAUAAAUUUGUUUGUUUUUAAAAUUGAAACCCCAUUUCCAGAAUAGAUGGGACAUUUUGGAAAAUGCAGUGAAAUCAAGAAUUUGAUGGGGGCAUCCAUCCAUAAUCCAUACGGCUCCAGAGGGUUAAUAAAGGCCUUUUGAAGUGAAGGGAUGUGUUUUUGUAAGAAAAAUAUCCAUAUUUAAAACUUUAUAAAUUAAAAUAACUAGCUUCUGGUGAACAACUGUACGCAUACUGCGAUUUGGGAGGAAGUCCUCUGACCUGAUGCAAUGGUGAACGCAGAGGCGCAGAGGAGAGAGCAAAACAAAACACCGGUCAUGAAUUAGUCUAAAAUGAUAAAUUUUAAAGAGAUAUGUUUUUUUCUCUUUAUUUUAUAAGAGAAGAGGAGCUUGAGUUUGUUGCAGAGCUGUUUUUGUUUGAACCGCGAGAGACGUCUAAGCUUACGCUACUCCUACAUCCUGUGUCAUACAUCGCGUGAGGGGUUACUCUUGUGGCGCAUGUCGACUUUAUAAAAUUUUAAAAGGUUAAUAGAGGUUUCCUGCCU
Molecule: messenger RNA, 2118 nt
Organism: Megalobrama amblycephala (Wuchang bream)
Lineage: Eukaryota; Metazoa; Chordata; Actinopteri; Cypriniformes; Xenocyprididae
Gene: mfng
Product: MFNG O-fucosylpeptide 3-beta-N-acetylglucosaminyltransferase
Exons: 8
Coding region: 281-1360 (359 amino acids)
Biological process (GO): pattern specification process; regulation of Notch signaling pathway
Cellular component (GO): Golgi membrane
Molecular function (GO): O-fucosylpeptide 3-beta-N-acetylglucosaminyltransferase activity
Source: RefSeq, a predicted model, not a curated record